ACUGCGCUCGUGCCACCUGGCUAAUUAGCGCCAAUUAGCGAACAGGUGUGUCAGCAGGAAGACUUCAAAGACACGCGGCGGGUCUCUCCGUCCCGGUGUUUUAGCGCGCAGACAGAAACGCUUUUCUGAAAUGCAUUUGAAACAAACGGGAUACUGCUUCGGUGUCCUUCUCGUUCACACCGUCACAACUAUAACUUUACCCCCGGUGGCCUCUGUUUAUUCCCCACCGCCGAACUCUCACCUCUCACCUCUUGACAAUGACCGCGGCGGCGGCUUCACGCCAGAAGGCCUCCCCCGACUCUCCCCCCGAGGGGGCAGAGAGCGCCCGAGGCGGGGAGGAGAGUCCGGACCUCUCCCGUAUUUUCACAACUUGGAGGUCGGGGACCGCCAGCGGACAAAAACCUCCGGACUGACGCCCGAACACACCGUGACUUCUGCCGACAAAGGCUCCGGGAGCCGGAACGAACCGGAGCGACGCGACGGCCGCAAUAUGGACUGCGGCAAAGGGAUGAUUGAGCGCGUUACUCCCGGCAGCUUUUAUAUUACUGGUCCGUUCCAAAGCACGUGGCACGCGGGCCACCAGGCGGACCCCGCUGCUGCAGAUCAAGGAGGCCGGGAGGGGGUCGGAGGUCAGGAGCGGGUCGGAGGUCGGGAGCUCAGCGGCUAUGAGGCGAGCUGGCAGAAGCUGCAGCCCGUGGUGCAUUGUGGAGACAACGCCAUGACCCUUACCGUCAGGAGAAGGCGAGCGGUACAACUCCAGCUGGGCCGAGUGAAGGAGUCCUCCGUGCCCUUCUCCCAGCUGCCGGCUCAGUGUGGCUACUCUGUUCACAGCACAUGGAGAGACUUCAGUCUGACGGCCCCGUACGGUGCCUGCCAUGUCACACAGGAGGACGGAGGUUAUGCGUUGCCUCUGCUGUGGAGGGGGACACCGGUCAAGAUGUCCUGCCCGGCCCCUCAGAUGCAGCCUGAGGCCGCGGGCCCUUACGCUCUGUGCUGCUCCCUCCAGGGCAUGACCGUUAAAGUCAAGGGACUCCAUUCCACAGAGGAGCUGAGGGUAAAUGUACGAGGGAAAUGGAACCCUUUGGGGGAGUUGGCAGAGGUGUGUGGCUACACGGUGGACAGACGAGAUGCGGACAUUAUCCUCGCUGCUCCAUUCAUGACGUGUGGUGUCACAGUCAAGGAUGGAAAGUACACCCUUUCCCUUCAGGUGGGGGAGAAGAUGUUCACCCUGGCCUGUCCUGUCUCUCCCCCUGAAGAACUCUCGCUGACCCAUCAGCCUGUGGUCAACAGCCCCCAUCUAACCAGGGGGCCAGCAGGGCACCUGCCAGAAUCCCCGCUGGCUUUUCCAUGGGUUCCACCUUUCUACCUGGCCCCACCUUACCAUCCCCACCCUACAUACCCCCUCAAGUAUCCAAGCCCUGAUGGACACGCUGCUGAUAACCCUGCUGCUCCCUCAUCUUCAACUCCCGACCCUACAUUGGGUCCUCAGCCCCCCCCUGCUGCCGAUCCGUGGACUGACGAUCAAAACUACUUCCCCCAGCCGAUCCCUGCCAGGGAGUCUGAUCAACAUUUUGCUGUCCACAGUUCCCUGUUGUCUACAGAUGAUGAUGAUGAUAACGAGAAUUCAGGUCGGGUCAAUCCAGAUCCACCAGAAACUCCCGUGUUGGGGGUGUCAGAGAGGUACAGUGCGACUCGUUCUCUCCGCUCAGAUACAGGCUUACUGAUACAAGGAGACUCCCCAACUCCUCUCCAGCCCCCCAGCCAUGCCUUCAAUCCGUACUAUCACUACUACCAUCAUCCUAAAAUCCCUCUCCCUGCUGCACCUAAAGACUCUGAUCCAGGUCCUGAGUUUUCCGGAGAACUGACUUCAACUAAUCCGAAUAACCCUGAAAAUCGUGCGUUUCCCCUCAACAUGCAGCGGCCCGAGGCUCUCCGCACGAUAAACGCACGCCAGUUCCUUCAGGCUGCUCCUCACUCUUACACACUUCCUACUAAAGCCUCUGCACCGGAAGCGCCUCCGCAUCCUCCACAGCCCUAUCCUUACCGCUCCUAUUAUCCGCCACAUAUUGCAAAGGUCGAGGCCAGAAGAAUGGCUCCUCUCAAUCCGGACGCAGCUGCAAAAAACAAUUUGUCUGAUCAUCAAAACUCAAAGUCUAACGCCUUCAUUCAUCCACUUCCUUGCUCAUCCUCUGGAUACAACUUAAACAUGAAUACUGAUGCAGAGCUGGAUGAUGGACGAAGACUACCUGCCCCGGCGGACCAACCGGCCCUCACUUACCCUCCACGACCGGAUGCUGUUGCAGCGCCGCCUACUGACCAGCCCUCCUUCCCCACGCCGCCACCCUACCAUAACCUCCCUUUCCCAUACUACUACCACCCGUAUCUGCACUAUCACAUGUACUACGGUCCUGGAGGCUCACCUAGCGCUGACAAUCGCCCGUCUCAGACUUCCUCCUCGGACGCUUUAGAGAAUCUUCCACCAGCGCCUUUCGCCCCACCUCAUCGGCCCUCCUAUCCCAAUCAUCAAUCCACUACUCCCCCCACAAAAUCAACAAAUGAUAUUCGCUAUCACCCUCUAUAUCCUUACUAUAAUUUCCAUUAUAACACUCAGCAACACCCAUCUGAUGCUUUUGGACGUCCUGCGGGUGAGAAAGCAGAGAGGCUGGACAGUGAAAUGACAGAUAAACUGAAGGCCACGCCGUCCACUCCCUCGCCCACGGGCCUUGGCACAGAAUUCGACUGCUCAGUCUUCCUCGGGUGCUGCUCGUACCCUGUGAAGUCAGCGUGUACAAAGGGACCGCAUUUAAUCCUUGCGCUGCCGGACUCUGUGCGGGAGCCCACAGUGCCCCCCCCAGCUCAUCCGUCUCAGCGCAGUAAUGGGUCCUGCACGCUGUACAAGCUGACCUCUGACCGUGACCUCUACGCCGUCCCCCUGGAGGGCUGUGGCGUUAUCCAACACGUGUUUGGUGAGACGGUGGUUCAUCUGUUGGAGGUCCAUGGAAUCCACUCCCUCCAACGAGGCCACAGCUCUGAGCUUGUGAACUCUCCAGUCAGGUUGAUGGUGGCAUGUAGCGCCUCCCCGGGUUCUCCUGGUGAAGUGACACUCCAUGUGAUGGCUCAACCUCCUCCCGCACGCUCUCCACCAGCCGCUGUCACUGUGCUGCUGAGAAUAGCAAAAGAUGAGUCCUUCACUGGCUUCCACCCUGAGGCUCACCUGCCUCUCAGUCUACUCCGAGGGAGACCAGUGUAUGUGGAGGUGAGCCUGCUGAACCCCCCAAGGCCCGGCCUGGUGCUGCUGGUCCACUCCUGCCUGGCUUACACUCGAGCUCCAUAUGCCAGCUGGAUGCUGGUCUAUGAUGGCUGUCUAGAUCGCAGUUAUUCAGACCGGCUUCUUCCCCCACACCACGAACACCACCACAUCCGGAGGUUCAUCGUCUCUGGCUUCCUGUCCCUGAACUCACAAAGUCUCUCGUACGCGGUUGAAGGAGGACACGCUCACCCGCAGGACCCAGAGAUCUACUUCUUGUGUUUGACAGAAGUGUGCUCUGCGUCACAUGGUGACUGCACUGUAGGCUGCAUCAACGGUCCUAAAAGUGAAGCGUGAGGAAUGAAAUAAACUCUUUAACACGGAUGCACUAGUUUUGUUUCAUGUGAAUAACAAAUACACAAGUUUUAUUGUGGAGGAAAAGUCCUUGAGGGGACAUUUAUUCAAACGUAUUAACAAGAGUGCAAUGCAAUAGUAGUACAGUAGUAUUGGAAAAGAAAACAUGACCCUCGUACACACACACACACUUGUGCCCUGUACACUUCUAUUUGGUCCAAAAGGGUUCGGUGGAAACGUAAACAAUACAAAUCCCCUUUUUUUUUUUUUUUUUUUGGAAUGUGAAGAAAGUGGCAAACCAUCGUGUCUAUACAGUCGGCUUAACUGUCUCAAAGCGUACAUAAUGACUAGAAAGCACACAAAAUAAAAAUCUUUGACAUGAAAAUAAAAGUUAUGAAUUUCAACAAAUACGUGAUCCAACUUGGGAAACCAUUUAAGUGUUUAUUGUAAUGGAUGAGCACAAUGAGUGCAUCGUUGCCAUUUCCUCUUUCACAUGUUGCAACAAAGGUGUCUGCAGUGGUGUAGCGGAACACAAUGCUCAAUAAAAAAAAUUACGAAAUGUGUAAUGGCCGUUGUGGUUAAAUGAAUGUCAGAUUACUUACUCUGAGCGCCAUACUGGCAAAGCUAGACAGCCAAAGCAACACAAAGCUACUGUGUGACUUCACAACAGCUUUAAGGAAAUGAACACUUCUAAACAGAAUGGUUCUGUGCCUUAGCCUGUGUUCCAGCACUGGAUGCUGUCUGAGCCACAGGAGGGUAAUGGUUGAACACCCAAAUCCUCUUCAGUACACAGUGGUAUAGUGCGCAGUGAUCUCCUGCUGGUUUCUCUUGGUCUGUUGCAGCAGGAUAACGGCACAGACCAGGGCAAUAAUC
Gasterosteus aculeatus aculeatus (three-spined stickleback) is the source of this 4474-nucleotide messenger RNA. RefSeq lists its product as uncharacterized. The record is from RefSeq and is a predicted model, not a curated record. Gene Ontology annotation, cellular component: egg coat. Gene Ontology annotation, molecular function: acrosin binding; structural constituent of egg coat. NCBI's taxonomy places the organism in Eukaryota, Metazoa, Chordata, Actinopteri, Perciformes, Gasterosteidae. Gene Ontology annotation, biological process: binding of sperm to zona pellucida; prevention of polyspermy.